GAGUGGGAGUCCCGACUACAACCGAGAGGCAGGGUCCAGGAGCUGGGGACCCCCGAGCCGCAGUACCCCCCACCGCGUGUCUCCCCCGCCGCGUGGCGAUGAGCAGCCCCGAGAGCACGCCGCCUCCCCCGCACCACGAGCCUAACCCAGGGAUGUCCUACAGCGUGAUGGAGAUCGCCAUCAUUGCAGCUGUGAUCACUGCAGUGGCUUUGGUCCUGGUUUGCCUCCUCUUCCUCAUGCUUCGGUACUUGUACAGGUACAAGGGCACCUACCACACCAAUGAGGCCAAAGGCACAGAGUUCGCCGAGAGUGCCGAUGCAGCCCUGCAAAGCGACCCUGCCCUCCAGGACGCCGGGGACAACAGCAAGAAGGAAUACUUCAUCUGAGGAGUGGCAGUCUUCACCUCCCUGCAAGGGGUUUGUGGCUGUCGGAGAGAAAGCACACCCACUAAGUGCCACCACUGUCAGCACGGGGAAGCCCUCAAGGGCACCCCAAAACUCUUACUGCAGAACACUGGGUGCCUGCCAGGAAACUGAUACAGAUAGGAAGCAUCGAGGUGCAGAACACCUCUUGCAGGGACUCGAUGGCCACCCAAAGGCUGGCAUUGGCUCUACAAGGCAUAGAGAACAUCUGGAUACACAGGUCUUGUAUAACAUUGUAUCUGUGUACGUGGAGCAAAAAUUGUCCAGUUCUGGCAAGAAAACAGGAGGACCUUUUCCCUCACUGGUCCAGCUAUUUAAAACAAAUGGAAGGAUGAAGUUCAGUAACCGGCCACUGGCUGAAGCACUGAUUUCUUGAUAAAUAGUAUUCCAAGACAAGAGUUGUGUUCAACAACCACGAGCGAACUCCAUCAGCCCUGGGUUUGGGUCCUAGCUCCUCUGUACUGGUCUUGAGACCUUAAGCCGUGAAGUUGGCUCUUCUGCCCUUAAUGUUGGCAUUUUGUCGGCAUUUUUCAAGUGGAAUUGAUGCUAAUUGUAUUACCCCUACUUCCUAACUCCCAGCUUUGUAGGCAGGAACAGAAGGACCAGAUACCAGGCAAUCACUGUGUUCCUGUGUCAUUAACUCACUAGAUUCAUGGCUUGCCUGUGUUGGCUAAUGAGAAUUCAUCCUCGCCCCACCUCUAAACAUCCUGAGAAGCCACCAAUUUAAAAUGAACAACAGGGAGAAAAUGAACUAAUCAACCAACCCCAUCCAGGUGAGAUUGCCAGUGGCUCUGCAGUCACUCUGAGACCAGUGUGGCUGAGUUUAAAGACUGUCCCCUGCUAUACCCAGGUCCUCUCAGGAGCCUCUUCAGCUGUGCUCUCUCCACUUGGACUCCAUCAAAAAAGACCCAUCUCAUGUCAUGUUCCCUGGGAAUCUAAUGAGGAUAAGCUUAGUCGAGUAUGGCCACCAGUCAAAAGAGCUGGAAGUCCCGGGAGUGCUGUGGGGAAGAGAAGCAGGAAUUGGCCAAGUGCCAGAUGUCCCCAGAUUGCUGGAUGUCUGUAUUCUCAUCUAUGAAGUAAAAGACUGGCUACAGAUGUUGCUCAUUAAUCUAGAGACCUGGUCUAAACCCCUAGUGAAUGCUUGAAACCAAAGGCAGUAUUAAACCCUGUGUAUUUGGCUUUUCUGCACACACUUAUGUUAAGAUUUAAUUUAUAAAUUAGGCACAAUAAGAAAUUAACUGCAAUAACUCACAGUAACAUGGUAUAAUUAUAACCAUAAGCUGGAAUAAAAGAUUCUUGAAACCGUGAA
Molecule: messenger RNA, 1731 nt
Organism: Microtus ochrogaster (prairie vole)
Lineage: Eukaryota; Metazoa; Chordata; Mammalia; Rodentia; Cricetidae
Gene: Gypc
Product: glycophorin C (Gerbich blood group)
Cellular component (GO): membrane; cortical cytoskeleton
Source: RefSeq, a predicted model, not a curated record